Molecule: messenger RNA, 2629 nt
Organism: Neogale vison (American mink)
Lineage: Eukaryota; Metazoa; Chordata; Mammalia; Carnivora; Mustelidae
Gene: FAM149A
Product: family with sequence similarity 149 member A
Exons: 14
Coding region: 1-2394 (797 amino acids)
Source: RefSeq, a predicted model, not a curated record
AUGAAGGUCGCUGUGUUGGACCUGGGGUCUCUGUUUGCCAAAAUCUUCAAGACCCCGACGGCGCCCCCCGCGGUCCCCUCGCCGGCCGCCGCCUCCAGCCCCUCGGGAGCCGCGGCCAGCGCACGGCGGGCGGGCUCCAGCGCGGGCGCCUCGCCUAGCAUGGCCGCGACCCUGACCCCCUUCCCCUUCCCCGCGCGGGCGCCCGACUCCCCCUCGCCCUCCAGGGGGCCGCCCGCCUCGCUCCAGCCCGCGCUCGCCGCCUCUCACCCCAGGGUCUCGGGGGCGAGCCGCGCGGCGGAAGCGGCCGGAACGUCCCUCUCGCUGCCCAGCAGCCCGGGCGCCGCCAGAGCGCAGCCCCUGCCCCCGGCCCCCGGCAGCAGCGGCUGCGGCGCGGCGGCUCCCCCCGCGCACGCCCUGGCCUCGGCGCGGCCGUCCGCGGGCGCAGGCGGGGUCUGCGCGGCGCUGCCGUCGACCCCCGGCGCCGCGGGCAGCCGCAGUGCCGCCGCGAGCCCACGGAACGCCCGCCAGCCUGGCCCCGGCGAGCGAGAGCCCGGCGCCUGGAUGCCGCCCGGGCCCGGCCCCAAGACUCUGUUCUUCACCCUGCCGGACAUCGGCGAGGAGUGGGCCUCGGACAGCGACUCGGAGGGCGGCGGAGAAGCAAGAGGACUGUCAGAAGGCUCCGGAAAGCAAAGUUUGGCUGUGAAAAACAAAGAUCCUUUACCUACACAUUUUACAAGCAAUGUGCAGAAAGCCAUUGAUACAUAUACCUGUGAAUCCGGGUCGUCAUUCCCAUCAAGCGGUAGCGCCACACCUGCAGGCGCCCACAGCUCUUGGUCGGGGUUUGGGACGCGGAGUUCUACCACUGGCUUAUCAACUGAGCGGAGCUCCAUUUACUCUUGGAGAGAUGAUGAGUUUGACAAAGCCAAUGCACAGAAAGUGCAGCAGUUAUUCUGGGAGGUGGAGGAAAUGUUAUUUGAAGGGAAAGUAAGCCCUCAGACUCAGAAUCUCGUGGCGGAAUGCAGUGAGUGGGCAAGAAGAUCCCUCCAUCUGAGAGUAUUAGGAAGACAGCUCAUCGUGCCAACUGAUGAAGGGUUCCAACAUUUCCAGGGCAGCAAGCCUAGUGUCGUGGUCCACAAACCCUUCUCAGAUGCCUGUGGACACAACCACAACAGCAGAGAGUUGUAUGUCUCUGGUUCUCAAAUUCUCCCUGCGACGUGCUCAGCCCUUGCCCUGCCAGGCCCUGAUGGCCCAGGGGUUGCUGACCUGAAGGCAGGCUCACCCCUGCAAGAAGAGGUUUAUGACGUAGAUGGAAAGAUUGAAGAAUAUUUUGCUUUUGACGGAAAAGAAGAUGACGAUGAACGUCUUGAACAAAAAUCCCCUCACCGUCACAGAAUGUGGUGGAAACACGGACUUCCGCCCGUUUCUCCUCAUGACUGUAUCAAAGAUGCGGUGGCCGCUGAAGUGUUUGAUCAUGUCUGGAAAAGUGUGGUAGAGAUAUUGGAAGAGCUGAUUCGAAAAAAUUGGGAAGUUACACUCACAGAAGGAAAGAAACAGAAAGAAAAAUUGAAAGUAGCUGAGAAGAAAUCUCCACUGAUACUCACAGCCCGUGUUAACACUGAUGCACCGAGUGUCCCCCCAGGCAGAAGCUCUGAAACCCGAAGCGUAUCCCUGGCUUCUCACCUCAAUCCUCCUCAGAUUCAUCGCUUCUCCAACAAUUUUUAUAGUGAUUUGAGUGGUGUGAUGACAAUUCAAGCAAAGCCAUUGCAGCAGAGACCUAGAACACAGAAUGAGCAAGAGGACAGAUCGUUGGGUGCAGGGUCCGGUGCCCUUUCUUUGGCACGGCACCGCCUGGGCCGAACCUCUGAUGCUCGAGUGCUCCACACUUCUGAAAGGAAAACACCCGCCUACACGAGGCUGCCUUCUCUUACUGCAGACUCACAGAGGAUGAAAACCCCCAAUGUGUACAGUGAUGAAGUUCUCAGGGGAACAAAACUGCAAACUGGCUUGGAGCGAGUGUCCUCCCCACCGGUUUCCACCUGGAGCAGGCUACCCCCAGUAGGUGCCGAGACCGGGGAGCAGAAUAUGGUGAUUCCUGGAUCUCGCCCUGUUUCUUACAGAGGGAGGCACCCACAACACCGUGUGCUAAGUGCGAUACCUGACAGUUUAGAGCGAUUGCCCUUUCGAGAAAGAUCUCUGACGAUAGAACACUUUUCAAGACCCAGCACGACCCACGCAUUUCGGUUAGAUACUCCUCGAAAAGGUUCACUGACCCUGAUGGAGUUUGCUGGUCACACGUGGACAGGUCAGAGUUUCUUCACAGGUUCACAAUAUCCACCUAAGUCUUUUCAGAGGACAACUCUGACGACAAGAAAAAGAUUCCAAGUGGCCUCUUGAUGGAACUUGAACUUCAAAGCCUCAGCAUACCAUUUAUCACUUGAAAAAUGGAAAAACAAGUAUUAUACUAUGUAUUUGUUUGUCUGACAGUGAAUUGUGAGCCUGUCUGAGAGAAGUGCAAACAAAUAAACAACUUAAUUUUGAACACUUGCUUUGUAAAGAGAAUACAAGUCCAAUUCACCAACCUUCUUUACUGGAAGCAUUCCAAUAAAGGUUCUUUAGGCUUUGCUCAGAA